Linum trigynum is the source of this 4033-nucleotide messenger RNA. The record is from the annotation of a GenBank genome assembly. NCBI's taxonomy places the organism in Eukaryota, Viridiplantae, Streptophyta, Magnoliopsida, Malpighiales, Linaceae.
GUUCUUACAUCCUAACACACAUCUUGACUAGGAUUCACAAUACCCAAGUGAGUAUGAAGGCUAAUCCAUAGCUAGGCAAAGGAAAACAACAAAAAGGAGAGAAAGAACCAUGAAGAGAUGAAAAUCUUAUUUCCUUCUUGCUUGAAUCUCCCUUGAGAAGAAGAGAUCUUCAAUCCUCUGGCUUGAAUUGAGCCCAAUCUCCUUCUUUCUCCUUUGAAUGAUCCUUUCUCUCUCUAGAAUGGGAAGAGAAAACCCUAAUCUCUCACUAGAAACCCCCCCCCCCCCCUUUAUUCUGAAAAUUAAAACACUAGAAAAAGCUCUCCUUCUUUCUCCUUUCAGGCUUCAGCUCUCUAUUUAUACCCAGUCGCGCCCAGUUCACGGUCCUAGUUCACGAUCGUGAACAUCAAGUCGGGACCUUGACCACAGAUCAAAACGCGUCGCUUCACUUAUGGAGUUCACGAUCCAUGGUUCCGGUUCACGGUCUUACAACCGUGAAUUGCCUCGGCAUCAGUAACCUCUGAAACUCCUUUGGACACUCUACGAUUAAUGGUUUGUGGUUCCAGUUCACGGUCCUGACGACCGUGAACUCACUGCUUGACUGUGAACUAUGGCUGCUUUCCUGGCACCAGUGCUUCACGGUCACGGGCUUUGGACUUUUCUUCGGUUUCUGCGCUUUUCGACUUCCGAUCGUCCCAAAACUCGUCCUCGACCCUUCCACACGUGCUAGGACUUGAAAUGUAUCAAAACAAGCACAACCUAGCGUGAAAUAUGUCGAAUGACAAUGAAAUGUAAAGCCAAAUUAUCAAAAAAUGAGGAUAAAAUGUGUACAAUUGAACCCGAAUCAGGCUUAGAAUUAGAAGCAAGAGUAUGCUCAUGCGGUUGUGUUGUCAUCCCUACUUACUAGAUACUAUUGGUAAAUAUAAGUCAACCCUUUAAUUUACAAAUCAAAUUGAUGAAUUCGAAUAGCCGUCAAAGAAAGAAACACCAUACGAUGAUUUAGAAUAAGAAAAUUAAUUAAUAAAAUGCCAAAAAUGAAAAUCUCAACUAACAUAAAUAGGAUACAACCAGAACCAGGAGCCAGGAAUGACCAGACCUGCGGGGCAGUGAUGAUGAAUUGAUGAUUCUUCUUCCGUCAGGUUGGAUUCCUUUCCUUGGUGUUGACAUCGUCCACAUUCAGCCAGUAGAAACCAAACGCAAAGAAAUACCGUCUCCUCAGGAAUCCAAUUCGUAACCAUUUAUGCCGCUGCUCAGAGACUUCUCUCCACCACCACCACCACUAAAAUAACUCCACUCUUCCCUCGUGAUCUCCUCUGACAUCUCCCCCACUUUCCCUUUCCCUCUCUCCCUCCUCCUCCUCCUCCGCCGUCGCCGGUUCCUCCGUCGAACCUCCGCCCCCACCCCCAAACAUUAACUAACCAAUCCACGCCACGCCACGCCACGCCGCCGCGUGAUCCCUUUCUUUUUAUCUUCUUAACUUCCCCACCCACCCACUCCAUUUCUUUAUCCAUUCUUCACCGGCCCAUUUGUCCUCCUCCAAUUUUUGACCCUCUUCUCCCCUUACCCUUGUUUCUGAAUGAGACCAUGAAGUGCUUCCACUUCUCCAAUGGGGAGAGGCGCGGCGGGGUAGGCGGCGGCGACGACGACGGCGAGGGAAGCGGCAGUGGCAGCGGGAGCGGCGUCGCUUCUUCCAGGACCUCCAGGGUGUCGUGGGCCAGGUCGCUGAGCGUCGCCUCCGGCAACGUCGACACAAGGAGAGGGUCUGACUUGUACUGCUACUCGUCCAGGGAUUUGUCGGAAUCGGUCGCCUUCUACGAUUUCCUCUCCCAGCGGCGAGCCAACGAUUUGCACGUCUUCUCCUUCGCCGAGCUCAAAUCGGCCACCAAAGGGUUCAACAGGUCGCUCUUGGUUGGGGAAGGCGGCUUCGGCUGUGUUUAUCGCGGCGUCGUUAGGGUUCCCUGCGUCGGCGACGACGACGAUGGCGAGGCCGAGCUCAUGGAUGUUGCUAUCAAACAGUUGAAUCGUCAUGUAUUUCAGGGGCACAAGGAAUGGAUCAAUGAAGUGAAUUUCCUGGGCGUGGUGGAUCAUCCUAAUCUAGUUAAGCUGGUGGGUUAUUGCGCCGAAGACGAUGAAAGAGGGAUGCAGCGGCUUUUGGUCUACGAGCUCAUGCGCAACAAGAGCUUGGAAGAUCAUCUCUUGGCCCGAGUCGCGUCGCCUCUCCCCUUGAUCACUAGAUUGAAGAUUGCCCAAGAUGCAGCCCGCGGAUUAGCUUACCUACACGAGGAAAUGGAUUUUCAGCUUAUAUUUCGAGAUUUCAAAGCGUCAAACAUCCUACUAGAUGAACAUUUCAAUGCCAAGCUCUCAGACUUUGGUCUAGCUAGACAGGGUCCCCCUGAAGGUCUCAGCCAUAUUUCAACAUCGGUUGUUGGCACAGUUGGAUAUGCAGCUCCAGAGUAUGUUCAGACUGGGAGGCUGACUGCAAAGAGUGAUGUGUGGAGCUUUGGAGUAGUUCUAUACGAGCUUAUCACGGGCAGGCGGGUUAUGGAGAGAAACCUUCCAAGGGGAGAACAAAAGCUUCUGGAGUGGGUAAGACCUUACGUAUCUGAUUCUAGGAAGUUCCAUCUCAUUGUAGACCCCCGGCUCGAAGGGAACUACUGCCUUAGAUCGGCACAGAAAGUCUCAGCCUUAGCAAACAAAUGUCUGAGCAAACAGCCCAAGUCCCGGCCUAGAAUGAGCGAGGUAGUAGAGUUGUUGGGGAACAUCAUCAGUGACAUAUCACCAUGCGAAGAAGAGCCUGCAGAAUCCGAAAAUGUUAAAGAGGUAGAAGAGAACCCGAAAGAGGGUGACCCAGAGCUCACCAAGAGCAGCAGACACAGCUAUCUGAAGAAGGUUUUGGAUAUGAGAGAGUUGAAGAGCUUCAGGAACAGAUCGCUUGGCAGACUUGAUUGGAGGAACUGGACUCCCGGUCUCAUUAGAACUUCAUCAUGAUCUGGGGAAUAUAAGAUCUCCCAUUAUCCAUGCUAGCCAACAGAAAUGUGGAAGUUGCGAUUCUGCCUUCAGUUCUGAUUUGGCAAUGAAACAAUAGUAAAUUGAGUAGUGCAAAAAGCCUACUACUUCCCGGCAAUUAGAUUGUAGUCUAUGUAUAUAUAUAUAUAUGGUUGAGAGUUGAUCUUCACUGGUUAUGUAGUAAUAUAUUAAUAUGUGCUUCAUCUUCCCACCGCAUUGAAUAGAAAGUUGAUUGAUUCUGUCCUCUCUGUUCCUCAGGUGAACCAUGUCUGUAAAUAUAAGUUCCCUGAUCUCUUGAGGUUCUCAUCUUUGGGCAUUGGUGUGUGCUUGCAGAUCUGUUCUUCUGUCUCCAUUUUGGUCUGAAAGGUCUCCACUGACAGAUUCCAUUACAGUUGCUGUCUUUGAUGCUUUUCGUUGGUGGGUAUGAAAGGUCCAUGGGAAGACUCUUGAUUCUUUUUCCUGGGCAGAAAUUCUUUGGUGGUCCUGUGGAUAAAUCCAAGAAAUGUUGCAGUAGUUUUCUGAAGAGAAUGAGUCUUUAAGGUGCACAUCAGUAGGACGAAAAUGAAAUGGAUAGGCAAGAAAAAGUGUCUGGGUUCACAAGUAGGACCUGCAUGAUUGCAGGCAGUGCUCACUCGUGAAUGGUUGGUUUCAUUUAUCUUUAAGAGCUUAAAGCUUGCUGUUACCAAACAUGUGACUACAUAGUACUAGAAUCGAACAGGAAGACAAUAGUUGGACAAAAGAAUCUCCAGAACCAGGUUAUGUAAACAGAUGUAAAACCGUGCUGUUACUGUCUCUGGGAUUUUACCGGGAACCUUUGGAGGCAGCCCCACAGGUCUAGCAGGAAUGAAUCAACACGGAACCAGCUGACUUCACAAUCGUGGUCGUCGGCUGUAUUGACCCGACUGGAUUUUAUUUUAUCUGUAAUCAUCAUAACUCAAAGAAUUGUAAUUGCUUUGGGACUUGGUUCCUAUACUAGAAAGUUGGUAACAUAACAUCGCUCAGCAAAGGGAAAUAAACGAGCUUUGUUUUU